CCACAAACCGCCCAAACGAACGCUAAGCGAGGCGUGAGCAAGAGCUUCCGCUUCGAGACGUCAUAAACGGCACCACAGACGUUACACACGCGUACUCGCACACGCGUACUCGCACACACACACUCGUACUCACACGAGAUCUUCCGUAUCGCCUAUUAACAGACUGCUGGGGAUGGGUGGCCAACACCACGCCCGGCCGCCUUUGUCUCCCCAGCGCUGAUGCUGUGCACACCGCACCAGACCGAGACCAACAUUCCCUGGCCACCUCCAAGGGCAUCCAAACGCGCGCGUCGCACCGCCCGCCUGCAUGUCGGGACGCCUCCGGAGGCAGAUGCCAGAAGGCGACCCUCGCCGCAGGCGGCGGCGGGGGUCCAACCCGGGGUGGGGGGCACGGGAGGAGGAUGACGGCAACGCGAUGACAGUCGCGGGCAGCACCACGAGCACGCGAGCCAUGGCGGAGUCACUGCGGCGCCUCGCCAACAGCGGUGCGUACGGAGCCCUGCAGGACAGGUUGGACUCCUGGCAAGACGACUUCCACGCCAACAGCAGCAAUGAAAAUUUGAGCCACUGCUGCGAGCUCAUCGAGAGGACCUCAAAGGUGCAGAAUCAGCUUUUGAACAUGAUGAGCAAUAAGACCAACCAAGGUGGGCCCACCGCCAGCGCCAAGUCACGUCUCCUGCCCUUGCAGAGCAGCGUCGCCGUCUCCCCGUGCGUAUCGCCCAACGCCAGCCUCACCCUCAUCAGGGAGACGGCGCAGAAGGAGCGGCAGCUGCAAGACCUGUGUGCGCGCCACGUGCGGGAGGUGGGGUCACUCGAGUCGGAACUGCGAUCUACGCGCCAGUCGCUGAGCAACGCCAAGCAGCGCUUGAAAGACAUGGCCGACGAGCUCGAAGCCUCAAAGGCCAAUUCAGCCUCCACCUACCUGGCGUCUGAGGAGGAGAUCCUUCAGCUGAGGGCGGACCUGCAAGCGGCGCGCGAGGAGGCCGAGGUGAACCGUCGCGAGCGCGAGGACAGCGAGAGGCAGGCGCGGUACCUGCAGGCCGAGAUGGCGACGCUGCAGCAGGAGAAGGCUCGCCUGCUGGAGCGCAUGUCGGGAUGGCUCUCGAUGCCUUGCCACGAGCGCAGCGCUCAGCCUCGCCGCAGGGCGUCUCCGACUCCCAGCUCCUCUCCACCUCGCUGGGCCCCUCCAGUCCGCAGCUCCUCCCUGCUUCGCAACCACAUGGCGACGUGCCCGCGCCACUCCGUCGCUUCGCGCCACGCCCACCUGCCGCUUCGUUUCAAGUCCGCCUCAAGAGACGGCCGUUUCGACGCGCGGAGCCCUCCGCCGCUGCCGCGACACCGCAGCGACGCGUAGACCCCACAGCGUGUCGCCUUCGUUGCCACCGUUGUGCGUGCGCUGUUCUCGUCACCCCUGUUGUAACGGCGGAGCUCCGGUCGACGCGUCGCGUUCAUCGCACUGUGCUGCCGCACGCUCGUCCGUCGUGGGCAUUUCACAGAAUUGUACCCGGAAAACAGUGAAAUGCGUCGAAGGCAGUGGUGGCGUAUGCAGCCGAUUCUAUGACGUCAAAUAAACUCAACUAACCCAC
Molecule: messenger RNA, 1586 nt
Organism: Petromyzon marinus (sea lamprey)
Lineage: Eukaryota; Metazoa; Chordata; Hyperoartia; Petromyzontiformes; Petromyzontidae
Biological process (GO): mitophagy by internal vacuole formation; mitochondrial protein catabolic process
Cellular component (GO): mitochondrial outer membrane
Source: RefSeq, a predicted model, not a curated record